This is a messenger RNA of Capronia epimyces CBS 606.96, 2301 nucleotides long. RefSeq lists its product as uncharacterized. Gene Ontology annotation, biological process: protein catabolic process in the vacuole; negative regulation of gluconeogenesis; proteasome-mediated ubiquitin-dependent protein catabolic process. The transcript has a single exon. Gene Ontology annotation, cellular component: GID complex; extrinsic component of membrane. Lineage: Eukaryota; Fungi; Ascomycota; Eurotiomycetes; Chaetothyriales; Herpotrichiellaceae. The record is from RefSeq and is a predicted model, not a curated record. The coding region runs from base 1 to 2301 and encodes 766 amino acids.
AUGGAACUCGGGGCCCCACGGGCUAGUCACCCGGCCACUGUUAGAGAGAUCGACCCGGAAGAGCUAAGAAUCUUACAAGCCGGCGAAGACGUCCAAGUGCCGAGGAGUCAUCUCGCAGGACCUACACUAGAAGCCUGGACAGAGAGGAAUCAAAGGAGGGAUGUCAUGCAGAGCCAGCCAUCACGAAUACGGACGGGCGCCCCCAGAUCAGAAGGAGAAGGAAGACGGCAACGAUAUGCCACCACCGGCAACGGCCCUGUUAGACAGAGCCUCUACGACUGGGCUGUUACAGCGCCCCCUCCAGGUCGUGAUCUGCACGAUUUGAAUUCGAGUGAGGACAGCGACGAAGACAUGGAGGGUAUGAGCACCGCUGCUCCCGAAACUGACAUGAACGCGAGACGAGAUCUUCAACGACUCGAAAGAGCAUUGCAAAAUUAUCGCUCAGCAAGGAGUGCUUUGAGAUCGGACUUGGAUGCGGUGUCAGCAAGGACUGCUUCAAUGAGAUCGGACUUGGGUGCGGUGCCAACAGUUAGCGCCCUUCGAGCCUAUUGGAAUGAAGAAGCUGCCGCCGUCGACAGAGCCGGCAGAACAUCCAUUCCGUCAGGGGUUUCCAACCAGAACCAACACGAGCGACUAAGGCGGCAUGUGGAACACGUGCGAUUACAUACCGAACGCGAUCACCGAGAAUUUGAAUUUAUUUCUCGGUCGACAACGCGAGCGGAAUGUAAGAAGUCCGAUGCCUUUGCUCGCGUGAGAAACACGAUCCGAUAUCUCUCACAAUUACGACAUACUGGGGUGGAGGGUGGCUUAGAACUAGCCAAGGAACUCGAACUGGACUCUUUAUACGAAUCUGAAGAAGCCAAUAUACCUAGCGAUCUCCCUAUGCACGUCAACAGCCUCCCUAUCCCACAAUACAGUUCAUGGCUGGAGCCAGGAAUGGUUUGGCACGGUCUACAGUCAACCGAAAGAGAACCGGCGCGCAGCACGGCGACAUGGGCGUCCAAUCUUCGCCGGGAGAGACAGCGAGAUUUACUUCGUCGGACUUUCGCGCGAAGACGGGAGGUGGAAACGGGCAGCGGCACUGCUGAUCCUGAACGUGUCCCGUCGGGGUUGCUGGUCAGCGCAGAGCGCUACCUCCCUGAUCUCUUACAAGACGGCAGUGCACUAUGGGGGUCCUCAUGGGGGUCCUCCCAACUCUCGACGCUUCCACUAACAUCCCACCCUGCUCAGCCUUCCACUCAAGGCCUGGAAUCCGACCAUUGGCCAGUUCAAGUAACCAUUCACUCGGUUGACUGGAAUACCAUGACGCUUACAGGCACAAUGUCGGCUAGCCAUAUGCCCGAGAAACUCUCAUCUUCUCACCAGCCUCUCCCCCAACCGCAUACUGCCACCACGAGCAUGUCCUCAUUCUUCACCGGGGAGAUUAUUGACUUUCGACAACAACCGCUGGAAACCGAGGGAGAAGGACGCCCGUACCGGGUGGGGGGCUUGGAUACAGACGCGCGGUAUUGGGCUCGUCUCGGGCCUUUCAGGAAAGAAAUUGAAAAGGUGAGACGGCUGCGCGGCAAGAGAAGGGGUGAAUAUCAACAUGACAGUCGUCUCUGGGAAGCAUUUCGAAAAGCUGCCGGUGCUGAAGGGGAAAAUAAAGAUACGCAAGUACUGCCGGGCAUUUCCAGUCCAGCGACAGAGCAGACGGAAACCGAAACAACGUCGAACACCGAGGACACCGGGGCAAUGGCAAUGGAAACGGACGAAAGUAGAGAAGCAGAAGAUGACGAAGUCAUGGCCCGCAGCUUGGGCAGUGCCAAAUGGAUUGAAGAGAAACUGGGGCGGGAAUGGAUUCUGAUGCGUUGGAAGGAACGGUGUUUCGUCACACCUGCUGGGACGGCAGGAAGCGCUUCGUCUUCCAAUGCUACACCGACUACGAGGAUAGUCACUACGAUGUCGCCCACAGCCACCAACAUCGGCUCGUCCCCUACGGCGAACGGUCACGGCAGCACGUCAUGGGGCCUGACCAUCUCCGGGUUCUACUACAUUGCCUUGAACCGACUCACGGGCGAAAUCGACGGGCUAUACUACGAUCCAGGCUCGCAGCCCUACCAGGCACUCAGGAUGGUUCCGGAGGGCACCUCGCUCCGCGGCUUAGUUGAUCGAAGUGAAUGUCCAGGCGCCGAGGGAGGCAAUCCGAUCAGUACACCUGGGCCGCGUGGCGGGAGGUUCUGUGUUUGUGGAUGCGCCGAGGUCAAUUGCAAGGAAAGAGUCGGGCUGAAGAAGUGGUUUCCGUCGGUCGAGCUCCGGUGA